CUAACUUAUAUUUGUUGAUAAAACCACCAUCUCGUUAGAGUGAAACACCACGUUCCAAAUCCAUAUUUUUGACUGAGUUACAGUGAACUACGGUUAUUAUUAUAGCCGGGGUAAAUUCAUUAGAUGUAAAUGGUCCUAUUUGCCUUCUGAAUUUAAAAAAUUCGCAUAAGAAAUCAUUUUGGCCGUAUUAUUUAGAAACGGCUAUAGGCUAUGUAAUGGCGCGUAUGUGUUUUACAUGUAAACGUAUCACUAAAAAACGAAUCGUAUGUAUAACUUUUUCCUUAUUAAUGUCAUGUAUUGUGUGUAUCAUUUUAGCAUUUUCAUUGAAAAUUAUUUAUGUACAUUUCACCCAACAACAUGUAAAAAUUUCAAGUAAAUUUACAGCAACUACUUUACUUCCUUGUAAAGUUAACGAUCUACUUCAGGAUCCCUUGACUGACUGGGACCUUCUGUUGGACGCGGAAUCACUAACCGGUUCCCAAGUCAUGCAAUACUUUACGUGGACGAACCAUUCUUCUUGCCUAUUAACGCAUGACUUUGGAGGUGAAAUUAGAAAAAAUCCUACAGGAAUAGCUGGACAAAAAGCAGUAUGCAUAGACCCCAACGUAGCACCGCAACCAAAUCAAUGUCUCGUAUACUCUUUCGGCAUUGACAAUGAGUGGUCCUUCGACGAAUAUAUGGAACAAUAUGGCUGUGAAGUCUUUGCUUUCGAUCCAUCAAUGAAUGUUGAAAGUCAUGACCAUAGCCCUAGAAUUCACUUCUAUAAUUGGGGAUUGAGCAAUCAAGAUGAACAUAAUGUUUUCGAAAAUUGGACGAUGCGUUCCCUUUCUUCAAUUUAUGAAAGCCUUGUCAUUCAUCAUGGCCAUAGCAUUAUAGAUUACUUGAAGAUAGAUAUUGAAUUUUACGAGUGGAUAGCGCUUCCACAGAUCCUAAAAUCUGGAAUGUUGUCAAAAGUUCGACAAAUGGGAAUCGAAGUUCAUCUGGAUCACAGGGACAAUAUAGAGAAAUAUCGCGAAUGGGCAAAAAUUUUGAGAUCACUCGAAAAUGGUGGAAUGAUUCGUUUUGAUUCAAAACACAACCCGUGGUCAGUUGGUAAUUUCACCGAGAUCGGAUUAUGGGGAUCGUUCGGUCACGAGAUUGCGUGGUAUAAUGGUAAACUUUCACAGUCUUAGUUCUAGUACCAAGGAAGUCUCCGAAUAGUUAAGUCACUGUAUCGUUGUGAGUCUCACGCCAUUUGCAUCUAGGUGGUUAUCAAAACGCAGAAAUAGAGAGUCACGAGCAUUUGACAGCACCACUUUAUGUUGCCCGUGUUCUGUUGCAACAGAAGCAGGAGACUCGGUAACUGAAACUUAAUGUGACAAGUUUGUUAGAAAAAAUGGACCGUUUGCUUAUUUCCCGGAAUCCGAACGAAGUAGACAGUGGCAGUUUCCACAACGCUAGCUCAUUGGGGUUUAAAUUACCAAUCGAAACAAAAGAAGACUUCAUCAAAUUGGACAUAGAGCUCGGAGACAAUGGGCAACUGAAGUCUCAUAUUUGGCUUGCCCUUUCCCUCAUCGGAGGUAAAAAUGUCAAAGAUAUUGUUAGGACUAUCUUAAGGGAACUCAUGGCAAGGCGAUUGCAAAUGCAAUAUGUGGCCGCUAAACCCACGAAAGAUAAAACAGUGUUUAAACAGCACAAAACUCUUUACCUAUUCGUAAUCGAAUUGGUCAGAAGCUGCUGCGCACGGGAAAAAUUGUCCUUGCCAACUGAAAAAGAAAUCCUUAAGUUCGCGAGUCUUUUCUUCACGAAUUCGGCUGACGAAGACGGCAGCGUACAAGAGCGCAAAAAAAGAAUUGCGCUUAAACCAGCUGCAGUUGUGAAGUAGGGGAGACUGGAGUAUGCCGCACACCGGGUCAAGAGGGACAGUAGGGGAAAAAAUAGUAGAUUUUAAUAGAAUUAAAAUUUCUUUUAGUAUGUUAUUUAGAUACAUACAAUCUACU
Messenger RNA from Daphnia magna, 1979 nucleotides. RefSeq names its product methyltransferase-like protein 24. The record is from RefSeq and is a predicted model, not a curated record. The transcript has 3 exons. NCBI's taxonomy places the organism in Eukaryota, Metazoa, Arthropoda, Branchiopoda, Diplostraca, Daphniidae. The coding region runs from base 216 to 1172 and encodes 318 amino acids.